Molecule: messenger RNA, 2837 nt
Organism: Leptomonas pyrrhocoris
Lineage: Eukaryota; Euglenozoa; Kinetoplastea; Trypanosomatida; Trypanosomatidae
Product: putative synaptojanin (N-terminal domain) putativeinositol 5'-phosphatase
Exons: 1
Coding region: 276-2837 (853 amino acids)
Molecular function (GO): phosphatase activity
Source: RefSeq, a predicted model, not a curated record
AGCAACCUGGAGCGCAACUCCGCAUUAGUCGUCUCAUUCGUUUCUUUACCGCAGCCGCUGCAUCCAAUCAACCCUACGACGGUGAAGCCGUCGUCUUCUUUCUUGAAGCGGGUCAACUGCUACUAAUAAACCGCAGCUGCACCACGUAAGUUGCUCAGCGACUCCUUUUCCUCCCUUCCUUUACUCUGGAUCUCUAUUCCCGCUUUGCCGCACCUUUGUUUUUCCUUUCACUUUCGCUAUUCAGUAUCUAGCAGAAACCGCUUUUCUCUCCUUCGAUGGAGUCGCCGCGUAGUACGCAGAGCAGCGCUGCGGGAGACGCAGCUGCGCCGCCUGCCAGCCGCAAUCGAUGCGCCAUCGCUGUGAAGGGCGACGUGCAGUACCUCUUUGUGGUGGUGCCGAAGCCGAAACCGCCGCCCAAGGUGGAGCUAGAGGACUUGCUGUUUUUUGAAACACCGGCUGCCCCGCCGCCUGCCCCCAAGCCGCCGCCGCCGCCGACCGACGACUUGUACUGCCCGAUGAAGGAAUGGCUGGGCGGGUCCGUCACCAUCCCGCUCGAGGUCACGAGCAGGGGGCAGCUGCAGCGAUCUGUUGUCUUCCCUGCAACGGAGUUCGCCUCCCUCGCUCAGGCGCGGCAGCAGUGCGGGCCGUUCACGAGCUUCCAGGAGUUCCCCGCUCUGUUUGGGUGCCUGCGCAUCGACAAGGUGUACAUGCUCGUCGCCACGUCCAUCACGACUGCCGUCCGCCUGCCAUUUGCUGGCGUCAUUCACAAGGUGGAGGGGACGGCGUGGGUGCCCUUCGAGCUGCGGGGUGUGGCGCCGGUGCGCGUAAGCCCAGCCGACCGCACGCGGCUGAGCGAGUUUCGGGAGUACACGUACUACAAAGGCUAUUACUACAGCGACGACGCGGAUGUAAUGCUCCCGUUUCCCUUCACGAAGCCGGAUGCGUGCGCGGCUCCGGGCCUGGCAUGCGACUGGUCCGCCCACCUGCGCGAGCCGUUCGCCGCCUGCUCACUCCCCGCUGCGUGCUCGAAGCUUAUUCGCGGCUUUGCUGGGGAGCGGGUGUGCACCCUGAAGGACGGUGUGGAGCUCCACCUUGUGCUCCUGGGCCGGCAGAGCAACGUCAACCCUGGUCCGCGCUACCUCGGCCGCGGUCUCAACUCGGCCAACGGCGCCGGCAACGACCACUACUACGAGUAUAUUCUGUGGAAGCACUACGGCCCGGACACGGUCACCUUCACCCGCCACUCCAUUCUCCGUGGGACGAUUCCGGUGCAUUGGACCACGCAAGUCAGCAUGUCCAUCUCCGAGCCGGCGAUGAUCUUUAGUCCCGACAAGGCGGAGGUCAUCCACGGCAGCACACCGUACUUCGAGAACACCUUCCAGAAACUGAGGCAGGUGAUGCUGCUCGACACGCGCGGCGCGACCACAGCGAACCCGCAGGUGCGCUGCAUUAGCCUGCUGCGGCUCAACCCGCAAAACGGUGAGGACGUGCUGGCGCGCUACUUCCUCGACGCCGUGCGGGCGGCCGACCCGGUGAUCAGGGGCAAGUUCGCCGGCGGCGGCCUCGACCUUGUCCACGUGGACUGGCUCAACCUCAUCAAGGAGUACGGGAUUCAGGUCGCGACCUCGACGUUCUGGGAGGCCUCGAUGGGCUUCCUCGGCACCACCACCACCCCGGAGGACUCGAUGAUGACGGUGGGCAUGAUGCGCCGCACCGGCGAGGUGGACCGCCUCAUCACGCAGUCCCGGUUUGUCCGCAUCAACUGCGCCGACUCCCUCGACCGCACCAACCUCGGUUGCUUCUUCACGUGUCUGCAGCUCUCCAUCGCCAUGCUGGUCACGCAGCGCAUCCCCUUUUCGAGCUUCGCGGAGAGUCCCCUGGUGCCGGCGCUGGAUGCGUCGGAGGAGAUUGGGCAGGAGAGCACCUACGCCGGGGCUUACGCGCCGGUCUCGGGGGCGAAGCAGACGGUGCCGAAGCCGUUUGUGAACACGUGGAACGACGUACGCGACCCGAAGCGCAUCCCGCCGGUCAUCGUGCGCGCCUUGGCGGAGCUCUUCGUGCUCAACGGCGACUCCGUCGCGAUGCUCUACACGAACUCGGCGGCCAUGCACGGCAACAUCCUUCGCGGGGUGUGCGGCAUGCGCCUGCAGGGCUACAACGCAGUCAUCGCGACCCAGCGCAAAUACGAGAACGUCUUCGAGGACCGCAAUAAGUUUCGCAGCAUUGAACUGCUCCUGGGCCGAAAUCAAGGCGAUCACUUCCCGAGUAUCAGUGACAUCUUUCUCUUGCGUCCCGUCCCGUACACGCAGUGGGCCUGCGCGAUGGUGGUGGUCGGCGUGCCCGACGGUGUCACGGUAGCCGACAUCGACGCGGCGGUGCGGCGCGCGUGGGAGACGGGCGUCACCCCGCAACUCGCCCGCCGCCAGCUCCCGCCCAUCGAAAGUACCGCCCUGUGCUUCACCGUCACCCUGCCCAAGCCGUCGGAGAAGCAGGAGCACGAUGAGCUGGCGCAGUCCAUGAAGCAAGUCUCCUUUGACAACGCCCCGCCGGCGAACGACCCGUUGGAGCAAGCGACGCAGGAAAACGGCGCUGUGCGCACCCUCAGCGAGCGUCUUGCAGUGGUAGAGUUCGACCCGGACUUAUGCAGCGUCGUCGAUGCGGCCACGAUGGUACGGCAGCAGGGUUUUCUCUCUCUCGGCGGCCGCAACUGCAUCCUCGCGCCUUACGCCUACCCAAUACAAACAGGCAGCGACUCUGUCGGCAUGGGUGGGGCCGUCAAGAAUGUCGGUACGUCUCUCAAGCGCGGCUUCAAAAACUUUGUCCGUGGGCUGAAUUAA